AUGAAGGGGAUCGAACUUCAGCUGGUUACUGCCUGCAGCUCUCGCGAUUCCACGCUGGCGUAUCUGCUCGGGAGUCUUUGGAGAACGCUUCUUGGCAUCUUUGAGACCCUCUUUCCUGGCACUAUCGUAAAGAUGUUCGACGAGCCAGACGUACUGAUCAUCGAUGUUGUCGUUACCGGACAAACCAAAACUAGCAAAUAAAGCGAAGUGAUCUCAGUUAACAACAGUCUCGAGGCUUCCUUUCCUAAACCAAUGUCGUCUUGA
Molecule: messenger RNA, 264 nt
Organism: Haemonchus placei
Lineage: Eukaryota; Metazoa; Nematoda; Chromadorea; Rhabditida; Trichostrongylidae
Source: the annotation of a GenBank genome assembly